This is a messenger RNA of Prunus persica (peach), 927 nucleotides long. RefSeq lists its product as uncharacterized. The coding region runs from base 1 to 927 and encodes 308 amino acids. The transcript has a single exon. The record is from RefSeq and is a predicted model, not a curated record. NCBI's taxonomy places the organism in Eukaryota, Viridiplantae, Streptophyta, Magnoliopsida, Rosales, Rosaceae. Gene Ontology annotation, molecular function: nucleic acid binding; zinc ion binding.
AUGGCUGGAUCUAGCAUGGGUGAGCUUCGUGCUCCCAUCUUCAAUGGAAGUAACUACGAUUUCUGGAGAAUAAAGAUGUGCACAAUCUUCAAAUCUCACAAGCUGUGGGAUAUGGUUGAGAAUGGAUAUGAGCAAUCUGUUAAGAAGGAAGAAGGAGAAGCUCUGACUACAGCUCAAAAGCUUGCUCUGGAGGAGAAUGUUGCAAAGGAUGCUAAGGCUUUGGGACUAAUCCAAGGUGCAGUUUCUGACGACAUUUUUCCCAGGAUUGCACUGAAAGAGUCGGCUAAGGAAGCAUGGGAGAUCCUGCAACAAGAGUUCAGGGGUGAUAAGAAGGUGAGAUCUGUGAAACUUCAAGCUCUUAGAAGAGAAUUUGAAUACACUCGUAUGCAUGAUGAUGAAUCAUUAUCUGGAUAUGUCACUAAACUACUUGAGCUAGUAAAUCAAAUGAAGGCUUAUGGUGAAGAGUUAACUGACCAAAGAAUUGUACAGAAACUCUUGAUUAGUUUAUCUAGAGAAUAUGAUUCUAUUGCUGAAGUUAUAGAGGAAACAAAGGAUACAGAAUCUAUUGGGGUUCAAGAGGUUAUAGGCUCUUUAAAAUCUCAUGAACAACGGCUGCAAAGGCAUAAUGAGAGAGUGACUGAGAAGGCAUUCUAUAGUCUGAAUGUGAGUUCUAAAGAUCAAUCAAACACAGGGCAAGCAGGGAGUUUCAAGUCUAAAAAGAAUUGGAAAUCUCAGAAAGGGAAGAAGUGGGACUCAAAGUCUGAAAAUAAUUCCAAGAAGGACAGUCAGACUGAGGGCGGAAAGGUUCCUUGCAAAACCUGUGACAAGCUGCAUUAUGGUGUCUGUUGGUUCAAAGGUAAACCAAAAUGUUACAAAUGCGAGAAGUUUGGGCAUAUAGCCAAGGAAUGCAAAGGAAAAUCAGAUUAA